Geodia barretti is the source of this 467-nucleotide messenger RNA. The record is from the annotation of a GenBank genome assembly. Lineage: Eukaryota; Metazoa; Porifera; Demospongiae; Tetractinellida; Geodiidae.
AUGGUGUCACUUGUAUCAGCGACGUGGCUGAGGCAGCAGGUGGUUAGUGGACUGAAGAACAUCAGAAUACUAGACGAGUUCCAGAGGUCUGGAGUGGACUUAACCCAGCCAGUGGUUGCCACAUGUGGUAGUGGUGUCACUGCAGCUCUCAUUGCUCUAGCUGCACACUCUCUCAACACCACCACCCCUCUCUAUGAUGGGUCGUGGAGUGAGUGGAGACAGAGAGCUCCUCUCCAGACAGUGACAACUGGAGUUACUCAACUACCACACAACACUCCAUCCUAGUUACUAGUUACAAUGUACCAUCCUCCUUACAUUAUGCUUGUCACUGUAACAAUAAGCAUGGUGUAUUUUGACAAGUUGUACACCAGUCACCAUCUAAUUAAUUUAUAAUUUUUUGUGUACCGUGAGUAUAUAUUGCAGUAUGUGAAGCGUGCAAUGUACAGGUUUCAUAGUUCCAGUUUUAU